AUGUAUCGCCAAAUUCUCGUCCACAAGGAAGACCAAGAUUUCCAAAGAAUCGUCUUUCGUAGGUCCCCAAAUAAGCCCAUAGAAGAUUUUAGGCUGAAAACAGUCACCUUUGGCGUCAGUUGCGCUCCCUAUCUCGCAAUCCGUACGAUUCAUCAGUUAGCGCAGGAUGGUCAAGACGAAUUCCCGCUCGCCAGCAAUAUCCUCCUACGCGAAACAUACGUGGACGAUAUUCUCUUAGGCGGGCAUAAUAUACAGUCCACUACAAGCUCAUUAACCCAAGUUAACGACGCCCUGAAAUCUGCAGGUUUUCCACUACGAAAAAUCACCUCAAAUCACCCAAAAAUCCUGGAAUCAGUCCCAGAUUCCGAGGUCCUUGAUGUUGAUUUUCUCCAGUUUCAGGACACUAGCUCUACAAAAAUGCUAGGCAUAAAAUGGAACGCGCUAACGGACUCCUUUUCUUACACGUACGAUCCUGUUCCCGGUGCCAACUCGAGGACAAAAAGGCAAAUAUUAUCAGCGGUAGCGAAAUUGUUUGACCCGGAAGGAUGGCUAACACCAAUAAUGAUUUCCGCUAAAAUGCUCCUUCAGCAACUAUGCAUGGAAGGAACUGACUGGGACGAGCACGUAAAACCCGGCGCUUUCCACAAAUGGAACACUCUGCGCGAAAAUCUCCCCGCGAUUAAUGAAAUUGUUAUUCCCCGCUGGGUGCAAUUCUCCCCUACUCACCGUGUACAAGUACACGGGUUUUCAGACGCCUCUGAAAAAGCUUAUUGUGCCUGUGUCUACCUCCGAGUACAAAUUGACGAAAACUCCUUCUCGUCACACAUACUCGCAGCUAAAAAACAACGACGUAUUGAAUCCCUGCACACGAUUGAAUCGGUGGACAUACUUGAGCGUUUUUCCUCCUUUGCUCGAGCGUUGCGAGUAAUAGCGUUUAUGUAUCGGUUUAUAAACGCAGCGAGAAAGCAGCCGAUACCCACUUCUCUCCCCUUAACGCACGAGGAAAUAAAUCAAGCCAAACUACGUAUUAUCGGUCAGACCCCAAGCCCGUACUAUAUCAACGAAAUCAGCUCAUUAAAUCAAGGGAAAUCUAUUAGAAAAAAAAAGCCCUCUACUGACUCUGAAUCCGAUGGUGGAUCGAGCUGGAAUUAUGCGCGUAAAUGGACG
Messenger RNA from Rhagoletis pomonella (apple maggot), 1167 nucleotides. RefSeq lists its product as uncharacterized. The record is from RefSeq and is a predicted model, not a curated record. The transcript is spliced from 2 exons. NCBI's taxonomy places the organism in Eukaryota, Metazoa, Arthropoda, Insecta, Diptera, Tephritidae. The annotation marks the transcript as partial.